UUGCUUAUAAUAUGAAAAUCGAUUUAAGGUACGCAGUAAAUCGAGUAUUAAAGCAAACAAACCACUAACAAAACCACUCUUGUUGAACAUGAGCCAAGUUAGUCAAGAUACAAAAAAGAAAAUCUACGAAACCUUCGGUAGAAAUGAAGAAAUGGUGGAAGACGACGUCAACAUCAUCAAGACGUGGAUGCAAACCCAACCCCACCUUCCCGAAAUUCUGGAUGACACUAGAAUCAAAAACUUCCUCAAUCUCAACAAGUUUAGUCUCGAAAAAACUAAGCAAAAAAUCGACAUGUAUUACACCAUUCGAACUUUAGUGCCUGACAUUUUCCAAAAAGGCAAGCUAAAACUGGAAAAUAUCCAGAAAGUGUUUGACGACUGGUACGUUUUUUAUUUUCCUAUGUUGGUGAAUGACGUCCAUCGGGUGUACUACAUGAAAGCUAAAAGACCCAAUAUCGUGGAACCUGUAUCUAUUACAGCAGUUUUAUUCGCGUUGUAUGAAAUAAGGUUACAUGAAGAUUUUAUGGUUGACGAUAUUGUUGUCGUUGACAUGGGCAACCAUACCUUCAGGGACGUCCAACAAAUGACUCCCACCUAUAUGUCAAACUGUCAUGCCAUCUAUAAGAAAGUGUAUUCUCUCAGACUGAAGAAAAUUGUCUUUCUCAACUGUCCGUCCUACAUUUCUAUUCUUGUCGCACUUUUGAAAAACGUACUGACACCGAAGUUGUUUGAGAGAGUCGAAUUCGACCCAGAUGACGCAGGAAUAAAGAAAGUUUUGUCGAAAGGACUACUCCCGAAGGAGUAUGGGGGAGAAGGACUUUCACUAGACAACCUAAAUGAUAUAAUGUAUAAGAAACUAGGUGAAUAUCAAACCAGAUUCGACCAGUUGGAUGAGUUAAGGGUCGACGAAAGCCUACGACCAGAGAAACUGAACAAUGACGAAAUUCUGGGGUACUAUGGAAGUUUCAAGAAGAUAAAUAUUGACUAGUAUGACGACAUUGUCACUUAAAACGUUUUUAUUUAAAAAAUAUCUAC
Messenger RNA from Zophobas morio, 1035 nucleotides. RefSeq lists its product as uncharacterized. Gene Ontology annotation, cellular component: membrane. The transcript is spliced from 4 exons. The record is from RefSeq and is a predicted model, not a curated record. Lineage: Eukaryota; Metazoa; Arthropoda; Insecta; Coleoptera; Tenebrionidae. Bases 89 to 988 code for a protein of 299 amino acids. Gene Ontology annotation, molecular function: phosphatidylinositol bisphosphate binding.